UGAGCUUUUAUCUGCCACCAUGUCAGCUGGAGGAGAUUUGGGGAACCCCCUGAGGAAAUUUAAACUCGUAUUUUUGGGAGAGCAGAGCGUGGGGAAAACAUCUCUCAUCACUAGAUUCAUGUAUGACAGUUUUGACAACACAUAUCAGGCGACCAUUGGAAUAGACUUCCUAUCAAAGACAAUGUACCUGGAAGACCGAACAGUAAGGCUGCAGCUGUGGGAUACAGCUGGACAGGAGCGUUUCAGGAGCCUCAUCCCCAGCUACAUACGAGACUCUACAGUAGCUGUGGUCGUCUAUGACAUUACAAAUGUGAAUUCAUUCCAGCAGACCUGCAAAUGGAUCGAUGAUGUCAGGACAGAGAGAGGAAGUGAUGUCAUCAUCAUGCUAGUUGGCAACAAAACAGAUCUGGAAGAGAAGAGGCAAAUCAUGAUCGAGGAAGGAGAGCAGAGAGCCAAAGAGCUGAACGUCAUGUUCAUCGAGACCAGUGCCAAGACCGGCUGCAAUGUCAAACAGCUGUUUCGUCGAGUUGCAGCAGCCCUACCUGGAAUGGAAAGCUUGGACGAUGCAAAUCCUGAAGGCAUGAUCGACAUCAAGCUGGACAAACCAGCAGAGCCUACUGUCCCCGAGGGCGGGUGCUCAUGUUAAUGCAGAGCUGAAAUCUGACAGCUCCCUUCACACCAUAGGCUUGUUGUGUUGCUUACUACUGGUUAGCUUCCAGUUGA
This is a messenger RNA of Micropterus dolomieu (smallmouth bass), 723 nucleotides long. RefSeq names its product RAB6B, member RAS oncogene family b (gene rab6bb). The record is from RefSeq and is a predicted model, not a curated record. Lineage: Eukaryota; Metazoa; Chordata; Actinopteri; Centrarchiformes; Centrarchidae. The transcript is spliced from 8 exons. Gene Ontology annotation, molecular function: GTP binding; GTPase activity. Bases 20 to 646 code for a protein of 208 amino acids.